This is a messenger RNA of Dujonia railenensis, 1596 nucleotides long. The record is from the annotation of a GenBank genome assembly. NCBI's taxonomy places the organism in Eukaryota, Fungi, Ascomycota, Pichiomycetes, Serinales, Debaryomycetaceae.
AUGUCGAAGAUACUAACGCCGAAACAACAAGAAGAGCUAAAUAAGGCAGUACUACAAUACCUCGAGCCAUUGCUCAAGGAGGACUCUUCCACAGACGCUUCAUCCGUAGAAGAUGCGUUGAACAAGAUCUUGAAUGUCGAAGCAGAAAGCAAUAUAAUACCCAACUAUUUGGAAAAGAAAUGGUCUACCGUGCUACGCUUGCAACGUCGUAUAAUAGACUUGGAAACUGAAGUGAAAUCGUUGAAAUUGGCGUUGGAAAGUAGACCUGAGGUGCCAGCGCAUGCCAUCAAUGGAACUGUGAAUGGAGACCUUGGCCCAUUCGCCUCGUCCUCCAAGUUGAAUUGGAUCCCAAACGUGUCGAUCAAGAACUUUCCAACCCAGGCUACCCAGAUUGUAUCUGCUGUACAGAUCCACCCAAAAUUGCCCAUUAUAUUUAGUGGUUGCUCAGAUGGUGCUCUUGUGGUGUGGAGUAUGGUGAAUGACCAAAGCACGUCAGGAAUACCUGAAAAGGUGAUCAAGGCACACACAAGAGGAAUAAACCGUAUAAGGACGUCAUUGAGCCCUCUCGAUUUGGUCAAUAAGGGCAGCAGUAGUGGGGACUACUUGUUGGCUACCUGCUCGUCCGACUUAAGUAUCAAGAUUUGGAAUGCAGAGACUUACCAGCAUGUAAGGACCCUCUCUGGCCACGAUCACACGGUUUCGUCUAUAGCGUUCUCCAUUGCAAAGCCUACUACGUUGUACUCUGUGUCCAGAGACAAAUCCAUAAAAGUGUGGGACUUAACAAAUGGGAUCUGUAACAAGAGCUAUGUGGGACACAGCGAUUGGGUAAGAGAUGUUGAUGUCUCUCAUACCCCAACCGACAAAACGUCGUCCGUUGGUGAAUUCUUAUUAACCUGUUCCAACGACCAGUCAAUCAGGUUGACUCAUGCAGAAUCUGGGACUGGUUUAGCAUUGCUUAUAGGGCACUCUCAUGUAAUCGAAAGAGUGAAAUUCUUACCAGUAAGCUCAAAUUACUAUGUUGAUAAAUACUUGAAAGACAAGCAUUCUUCGAAGUUCUCCAACAUACCGAAGGAGCUUAUUGAAAAUCCGAUUUAUACAAAGGUCCUAGGCUAUAAGUACUGUAUAUCUGCUGGGAGGGAUAAUCUACUCAAGCUCUGGUUGCUCCCACCACCAGAACUCAAACCACACCGAGAUCCAAUGCCAUCACAAUACAACAACUCUCAAGGUUGGUUUCUCUGUGAUAUGGUAGGGCACCUGUCAUGGAUUAAGAGUAUUGAGGUGCACCCUAAUGGAAAAUAUAUAUUCAGUGCUGGGGACGACAAAAGUAUAAAGAUGUGGGACUUGAGUCUACUUGCAAGUGGUAAUGCAAAUUGUGUCAAGACUCUUAAUGGGCACAAUGGUUUCAUUACAGAUAUAAACUUUGCACCCGUACAGGAAGAGGAAGUAGGAGAAUCCGAAACCAGAACUAAAAAAGGAGAUGAAACAGAGGAAGACGUAGAAGUCGCUCACGAGAAGCUAAUGAAGCUGAUAGAAUCGAGAAUAAGGUGCAUCUUUGUGUCUGGUGGCAUUGACAACUCAGUUAGAGUAUGGAGUUGA